This is a messenger RNA of Wyeomyia smithii (pitcher-plant mosquito), 2888 nucleotides long. Its product is annotated as V-type proton ATPase 116 kDa subunit a 1-like. The record is from RefSeq and is a predicted model, not a curated record. Bases 396 to 2810 code for a protein of 804 amino acids. Gene Ontology annotation, molecular function: proton-transporting ATPase activity, rotational mechanism; ATPase binding. Lineage: Eukaryota; Metazoa; Arthropoda; Insecta; Diptera; Culicidae. Gene Ontology annotation, biological process: proton transmembrane transport; vacuolar acidification. The transcript is spliced from 7 exons. Gene Ontology annotation, cellular component: vacuolar proton-transporting V-type ATPase, V0 domain; vacuolar proton-transporting V-type ATPase complex; plasma membrane.
GAUCGACGAUCGUUUAGCCGAGGCUUGUACAACCGGUGGCCUUUGAGAAGAUGGGAGACCCGUGACCACGUUAUCUGUCACCGUCGGCGUCACACCGAGCGUCGCGCUUCUCACCGUGCUUGUGGGAAGCAAUUUGUAUGGGGCAAUUCUUCGUACAACGAGUAGGUACGUAAAUGUCCACAUGAUAAGCCCCAUUUAUCACUGCCAAGUGCCGUUCGAAACUGGAAAAAAGAUGAAACGAUAAAACAUCACUUGUAGAAGCAGCUGACGAGUGUAAUUACUGUGCGAGGUACCCGUUCAGUUUGUUGCGGCGACUCGCAACGGUAGGAGAACACUUGAACGCUAGUAGACAGAAUUUAUUCGUAGGUGGUGUACUGUAGUGCCGAUUUUCCAUCAUGGGGGCCAUGUUUAGGAGCGAACAAAUGGACCUGGUCCAGCUGCUCAUCCAACCGGAAGCAGCGUAUUCUUCGUUGGCGGAGCUUGGCGAGCUAGGAGUAGCUCAGUUUCGCGAUCUCAACGCGGACGUGAACGUAUUCCAGCGGAAAUACACCAGCGAAAUUCGGCGUUGCGAGGAGAUGGAACGGAAGAUCGUCGUCGUUCGCAAAGAGCUCACCAAGGACGAAAUCCCCAUGCCGGAUCUGUCGGACAACAUUCCGAGAACUCCCAAUUCGCGAGAAAUAAUCGAUCUGGAAGCGGCCCUGGAAAAAACCGAAAACGAAAUAAUCGAGCUGUCCGAGAACAGUAACGCACUGCUGCAAAAUUUCAUGGAACUCACCGAGCUGAGAAGCGUUCUGGAGAACACCCAAGGUUUCUUCACCGAUAAAUCGGCAGCCCAAAACCUGGAAGGCACCGGGGGAGAUCCGUACAACGAAAAUAAACCGCUAGGGUUCGUAGCCGGGGUGAUCCCACGUGAGCGAAUAAUCGGCUUCGAACGAAUGUUGUGGCGAGUAUCACGUGGUAACGUCUUCCUACGUCAGGCCCCAAUUGAUAAGCCGCUGACGGAUCCACGCUCGGGUGACAAGGUGUACAAAAUCGUUUUCGUCGCUUUCUUUCAAGGAGAACAGCUUAAAAGUCGUGUCAAGAAAGUUUGCAGUGGCUACCAUGCUUCACUUUACCCCUGUCCGAAUGAUUACUCCGAGCGUACGGAAAUGCUGCAAGGUGUACGCACCCGCAUCGAGGACCUAAACAUGGUCAUCAAUCAGACCAAGGAUCAGCGCCAGCGAGUGCUGCUGAGCGUCGCCAAGGAGGUUCCAAAGUGGGAAAUCAUCGCCAAAAAGAUCAAAGCCAUUUACCACACACUGAAUAUGUUCAACGUCGAUGUGUCCAAGAAGUGUCUCUUCGGUGAAGCCUGGGUUCCAACAAGCGACCUGCAGGAGGUGAAGAAUGCUUUGAUCAAGGGUUCGUCGGCUGUGGGCAGCUCGGUGCCGUCUUUUUUGAAUGUUAUUUCCGCAACGGAAGCUCCACCAACGUUCAAUCGUACCAAUAAGUUCACGCAAGGAUUUCAGAACUUGAUCGAGUCCUACGGAAUCGCUUCGUAUCGCGAGUGCAACCCUGGUCUGUACACUAUCAUCACGUUCCCGUUUUUGUUCGCCAUAAUGUUUGGUGAUUUGGGUCACGGUAUUAUUCUGUUUUUGCUCGGCCUUUGGAUGGUUCUGUAUGAGACCAGCCUCGCUAAGAAUAAGGACGAAAUCUGGCAACUAUUCUUCGGUGGUCGCUAUAUCAUUCUGCUGAUGGGUUGUUUCUCCAUGUACACUGGUUUCGUUUAUAACGAUAUAUUCUCCAAAACAAUGAACAUUUUUGGAUCAUCCUGGACAAUUCCAUACAACACAUCAACCAUCAUGACGAACAAGGAGUUACAACUGAAUCCAGGAGAAAUGUAUUCAGAAACUAUCUACUGGUAUGGAUUGGAUCCAGCGUGGAUGCUAGCGUCAAACAAAAUCAUAUUUCUCAACUCGUUCAAGAUGAAACUGUCGAUCAUUUUCGGUGUUGUCCACAUGAUUUUCGGUGUUUGCAUGAGCGUAGUUAACCACGUGCAUUUCCGCAGACCAAUUAAUAUCUUGCUGGAGUUCUUGCCGCAGAUGCUUUUCCUCAUUCUGCUCUUCCUGUACAUGUGCUUCAUGAUGUUCUUCAAAUGGGUUCAGUAUACUGCAGUUACCGAUGAAGAUCCACUGAAGCCAGGUUGUGCUCCCUCGGUGCUGAUUAUGUUUAUCAACAUGAUGCUCUUCAAGGAACAGCUACCAUUAGACGGUUGCAAGGAAUUUAUGUUCGAAGGUCAAAAAACCAUUCAAACCAUUUUCAUCUUCAUUUCGCUGCUGUGUAUUCCUUGGCUUUUGUUGGCUAAACCGUUCUACAUUAUGGCCACUAGAAAAAAGCAUGCCCACGGGAACCACGUGGCUUCCUCCGGCCACGGAGGCCACGAUGAUGAACCGAUGAGUGAAAUCUUCAUCCAUCAGGCUAUUCACACCAUAGAGUAUAUUCUUAGCACCAUUUCACACACUGCGUCCUACCUGCGUCUGUGGGCUCUGUCGCUGGCUCAUGCCCAGCUUUCGGAAGUGUUGUACACGAUGGUGUUCCAAAUUGGACUCAAAUCGGAUAAUUACGUCGGAGCCAUCAUGAUUUGGGUGGUGUUCUGGCCGUGGGCCGUGCUUACUAUUGGUAUCCUCGUUGGAAUGGAAGGUCUGUCCGCCUUCCUGCACACGUUACGUCUUCAUUGGGUGGAGUUCAUGUCCAAGUUCUACGAAGGCCUGGGUUAUCCAUUCCAACCAUUUUCCUUUAAAGCAAUAUUGGAAGCAGAAGCAGAAGAAAAGUAGUGUUCUAUUCUUACUCUAAAUAAAUGAGAAUUCUGUAAAACACAAUAAUAAAUGCAUAGUAAUGAUUAGCAAAAUUAA